AUGGGCGAAUACGAGGAAAUUCAAUUACAGGAAUUGGAAGCAUUAGAGUCAAUGUAUCCAACAGAAAUUCAAAUUUUAUGCCGUGAUUAUCCCAAUAUUAAAAUUCAUGUGGAACUUUGUAUUGAUUCUUCAGAAUUUACCGACUUAUUUGGACGCGAAAUGGUCACAUUUACUGCCUCCCUUCCAGACUUAUAUCCAAUAAAGAAAGGCCCCAAAAUUGAUUUGACAGAAUUAACACCCCCAAAAGAUGAGGAUGAAAAUGAAAUUGAGGAAAAUGAAAAAAUUAAAUUAUUAAUAACUAAAGUUGGAAGAGAUUUGGAAAAAAUUAUAGAAGAAAAUUUGGGGGAGCCAAUGCUGUUUACGUUAAUUAAUGUAUUUCAGGAUUUAUUAAUUAAUGCUUGUACGACCCAUUCAGAAGAAUUAGCAAAUAUUGCUAGGGAAGAGCAGGAAAAGGCGGAGACUGAAGCUUUGGCUAAAUUCGAUGGAACUCGUGUAACAGUUGAAUCCUUUAAUAAAUGGCAAGAAGCAUUUUUGGAAGAAAUGAGAGUGAAAAAAGGGCAGGAAACCAAGGAAAUCCAAUCCGGAAAUCGUUUAACAGGAAAACAACAAUUUUUGGCUGACAAAUCCUUGGGAAUAUCAGAUUUACAAUUUUUGAAUAUGCCUGAACAAGAAGAUGUAAAAGAAGACAAUGAGGAAAGGGGAGGAGUUGCUGCUAUUGACCAGUCUCUUUUUGAGGACGAUUUGGAUAUAAGUGAUGAAGAGACUAGCGAUGAUGAAUAUGAACCUGAAGAUGAGGAUGAGAGUUGA
Meloidogyne enterolobii is the source of this 807-nucleotide messenger RNA. The record is from the annotation of a GenBank genome assembly. Lineage: Eukaryota; Metazoa; Nematoda; Chromadorea; Rhabditida; Meloidogynidae.